This is a messenger RNA of Phascolarctos cinereus (koala), 2869 nucleotides long. The record is from RefSeq and is a predicted model, not a curated record. Lineage: Eukaryota; Metazoa; Chordata; Mammalia; Diprotodontia; Phascolarctidae.
CCCACAGAGGCUACGUGACUAGUCCAAGGUUGUACAUAUGGAAACAAGUGGAUUGUGACAGCCGCUCACUGCCUGCACUGGCGCCUAGAAUCUGAAUACGCCCCUCUAACCAGCUCUGACCAUCUCCCUCUCUCUGAAUUCACAGUUAUCCUGGGAAAGCACAGAACACAGAUGAAGGAUGACACAGAGCAGCAGCUCCAGGCAAAGAGUAUAACCUUCCAUCCAUCUUACAAGGCCACCACAUUCGAGAAUGACCUCGCUCUAAUCGAGCUGCUGGAAGGGCCAAUGUUGAAUGACUAUGUGAUGCCCAUCUGCCUCCCAGAGGGGCCCCCGCAGGAAGGUACAAUGGUUCUUGUGAGUGGCUGGGGAAAGCAGAUCCAGAAUAGAAUCCCAGAGUCCCUGAUGGAGAUCGAAGUGCCCAUAGUCAACCACGAAGCUUGCCAGAAAGCAUAUGCCAAAAUCAAUCUGAAAGUCACCAGUGACAUGAUUUGCGCUGGAGAAAGGGAUGGAGGGAAAGAUGCUUGUGGUGGGGAUUCUGGAGGCCCUAUGGUGACCCGUAGUGAGGAGCAAUCCCCCUGGUACUUGGUGGGCACUGUGUCCUGGGGGGAUGGCUGUGGCAAGAAAGACAGAUACGGCGUGUACUCCAGCAUCCACGAGAACCAAGCCUGGAUUCAGAAAGUCACUGGAGUUCAGAACUAGACCCCUGCCUGUGGCCACGUGGAGCAAUGGGCACUAGAGGCUGCUUGUCUGACCUCAGGUUGCCCCACCACCCUGUCCAUUCCCUCCUUGGAAGAAGCCAGAAUAGACUGGGCAAUGUUUGCCCCUCUGCCCCAGCUGCUGACCGUGGUCAGCAGUGAAGCAUUGCAGUCUUUGGCACAUGCAUGGAGGGCUGUAUGAUGCCUCUGUGCCCUUCUUUGUCUUUUUCCCCCCACCCUCCUGGCCCCACUUAUGUGCUGUGAGACCUGGCAGCAGUCAACAUCAAAGCUUUAAAAAAGAAAAAAAGUCAAUGGGAUCUGAUAUCCCAGGAUUAAGAAUAUCCUCACCUCAUCCUAGGGGAUAUUUCAGGAACCUUUAUAACCUUACCUGUCUAUCUGUUGCAGCCAAAUAGCCCACAGUAAGCGAAUUAAAUGUAGUUCAAUACCUCCUACAUAUCAGAGCCUGUGCUAGAUGCCAGAGACACAAAGACAAAGCUUCUGCCCUCAGGAAGCUUACUUGCUGGCCAUGCAAGAUCAUCCUGAAUGGAAGCUGUACAAGAGAGGCCUCGGAGCAUCUGAGCAGAAACUCAACCGCUGUGGCUCCCAAUCCUGGCUUUGCCCUACCUGGAAACUUGUCCUCAGAACCAGCUGAUUUACUCCUCUGUGCCUCCCUAGCCAUUCCUGUAAAGGGGGAUGCUUCCACCUACCUCACCGAGCAUCAAACGCCUGCUGUGUUAGAGAGCCACACCAGAUGCCCACAGGAGGGUGGGCCAAGUAGCCUGUUGACACAAUGUUUGGGAAACACAUAAAAUAGUCAAAUGUUCCAGCUCAUUGUUCCAUCUACAGACACAUUGUUCCAUCUCCAGGAGAGGGGAGAUUUAGUCUACUAGGGCCAGCCUAUGAUGGGAAAUAACCCUAAGAUGAGACUGAAGUUCCCCUUAUCCUAAGAGUUGGAACUUCCCAAGACCUACCAAGAGCUGUAGAGUUCACUUUGGAGCCAGAGGAAUGGGGUUCCAAUCCUGGUUCUGCCACUUCUACUCAUGUUGCCUUGCAAAAGUCACUAAACACCCUCCAGGCCUCAGUUUCCUCACUGUAAAAUGAGGGUGUUAGAUCAAAAUUGCUUUAAAUCAUCUCCAGUUCUCCCAAAACUUUCUGACACUGCAGCUUCAGGCAUUUUCUCUCUUCUUCAGUCUGGGAUUCCACACCUCUGUAGUCACUUGAUUUUCCAUCAAUAUGGGCUCAGCCCCCAUGAUCUCCAUUGGGAACCCUGCUUUAUUUUGUCCUGGAUGGCCCUCAAAGGUCCAUCUUGGGAACAUCGUCUUUCCCUCCCCUUCUUUUCCAUUAUUCUCUGGCAUGGAUUUGGAAUGUUCUGGGAUUUCAGAACAAUUGAGACAUAAGGACAAAGGAGCUGUGACAAGGAAGACCAAGGAAGGGGCAGAGCAAAUAUACUAACCUGAGGAGACUGCUUCCCCAUUGGGAGCUCCCUACACCGAUGUAAUCCCAAAUCCAGUCAUCCAAACCAUUAUUCGCCACUCUGGCAUUACCUUUACCUUGUUCUCUCUGAUCUGAAAGUCUCAAGAGAGGACCAGUUCUGAAACAGAUUGAGCUGGGCUCCUGGCCCUUGCAAACCAGGUAUAAAAAAACUCAAAAUUUCACAGCUGCACUCAGACCCGUUGUCAGCUCUCUGUUGCAGAUGCUGUCUCUUCUGUGUCUCCCAGAGCCCAGACUCAUCUUCCAGUCUGGGCCUGUCACCCACUUCUUCCAGAGGCCGGUCUGCAAUUCACUCAGGCACAGUCCUCUAAAGCAGGACUAGACUUGAAACUGACUCAGGGACCGUUCAUGAAUCCCCUCCCCAUUGGCUGGGAUGUGGGGGACCCUCGGGGCCCUCUUGACCAUAUCCCUCCCUUUUCUCUGAGGCAUGGCCUGGCCUGCCCAUGGGAACAACAUUUCUUCUUUGCACACAUGCCCAUGGUCAGGACCAAAGGAUGUAAUGUAAGAAAGGCACUUUGUAACUCUGAAAGCCCCACAAAAAUGUGAGUGAUCCAAUUUUUGGCACAGCUCUUAGCCCAUGGCUGGAGGAUAAACAACAAAUGUUAGAAGCAAAAAUAGUCAGAAGUUCAACAGUAACAGAGGCUGGGUGCUUUCUGAUUGCUCUACAUAAAAUCGUGAUUGAG